Molecule: messenger RNA, 4038 nt
Organism: Mytilus californianus (California mussel)
Lineage: Eukaryota; Metazoa; Mollusca; Bivalvia; Mytilida; Mytilidae
Product: deleted in malignant brain tumors 1 protein-like
Exons: 15
Coding region: 165-2339 (724 amino acids)
Molecular function (GO): serine-type endopeptidase activity
Source: RefSeq, a predicted model, not a curated record
ACCGUCGCGAUGCAAACAUUGAUUUCCACACUUAAAAAAAACAUUGCAAUGAUAUCGCAAUAAACGAAUUUCAUUUUGAAUGGACUUUGCAAGGCAAAUAUAGAUAAUACACAACAAUUAAUAAAUCUUGGUGUUGAAAACUGUGACCUCUAGAUCGUAGACUUAUGGAAGUAACAUAUGGAAAACAACGCUUUCUUGAAAUACUAAUUGUACUUUUGAGUACCUGUCUCGUACAUGUUGCUGGAGAUUGUGCAGGUUUAGUGUCGACUCUUAUUGCGGAUUUUAACAGUUAUAAGACCGUCACUACUGACGAUUAUCCAUCGCCUUAUGCAAAUUCUCUCACGUGUGAAUGGAAAAUCGACUCGGAUUCAGCAGCGGACAAAGUUGCAAUAACUUACCUCGCCUUUAAUUUAGAAACAAACUUUGAUAAAUUGAAAAUCUAUGAUGGUGAUAGUGCGUCGUCAAGAUUGAGUUAUAUAGAUACCGGAAGUCUCGAUGAUAGAUUUUACAUAUCGAGUGGACGAUACCUAUUUUUGAGGUUUACGACCGAUUCUUCUGUCAAGUGGUCUGGAUUUAAAAUACAGUAUAUCACCAUUUUAGGCAGCAUGAUAAAACCUAACUGCGUUGAUACCAUAACCUUGGACGAAUCUUCUGCAAACAUUGAAAGACAAUAUGCAUUACAUACCUUCAGUUCGCCUUUCACAAGUUCAUUUUAUUCGACUUGUGAGUGGACAAUAAAUUCGACCGCAAAUGCACAGUUCUCGAUAAAUAUUGUAUAUACAGACUUUGACGAUUUCUCAACGUAUACGUGUGAUCAGACAACGGGAUACGGCUUGUCAAUAUGGGAAGAUUCGGUAAUAAAAUACCAGCUUUGUGACUUUUUACCAGAUUCACUUGUUUCCAUGUACGCAUCUGGGGGACAUACAAAUACAGUGAAAUUCAGGACCCCAAUAAUCAAUGGUGUUGACAGAGGAUUCAUAAUCACUUUAAAAUAUAUUGGAACAAUUGCUGUUCCGAGUAGCGCUAUUCCUACUGUGGCUAGCUUGUUUAGUGCAUGUGGUUCCCAGUCUAACCCAACACGUCUUACAGUUGAUAAUGUAACAGAACAGUUUGUCAUUUCACCGGGUUAUCCAGGUCAAUACGCCAACAAUCUUGACUGUUGGUGGAUUCUAUCAUCUUCUACUGGAAUACGAAUACGUCCAUACCAUAUAUUCAUCGAAGCUGCUGAUAUUAUAACAAUAUAUGACGGACCUACCUCGGGCUACGUAUCUCUUGCGUCCUUUUAUGGAACAUACAGUUCGCAUUUGUCAACUUAUCUGUCAACAGGAAGUAGCGUCACAAUCAGAUUCAGCACUGACGGAUCAACAACAGACACUGGCUUUUCUAUUGGCUAUAUCGAAAGUUCACCAGUUAUUCCAAGUUGUGCACCUAAUGGAUUCGUACUUUUGAACGCUACUACUACGGAAAAUACUUUACAGUCGCAUGCAGGAUAUGGAUCCACUGAUUAUAUGGAUUCUUUGAAUUCCUAUUGGCUGAUUGAUACAGGGCUAUCGUCGUCUACAAUUUACAUCGAGUUUAACUCAUUUCAUAUAGAAUCAUCCGUUACUUGCGCAUAUGAUUAUGUUAAAGUAUAUGCAGGUGCAUGUGUGGAUGAAGAUAAUAGAAUACAGUUUCUUUGUGGGCAACAGGCAGACAUUUCUUUCAGCAGUACACAAGGGAGAUAUGUGUUAAUUCAUUUCCGUACAGACCAUAGUAUAAAUCAUCAGGGCUGGGAAUUAAAAUAUUCAACGUCAGAUAGUCAGACGGAAGCGAGUACAGCCGAAAGUAACGAUUGGUGGAGAAGUGUUGUUGGUGUUGUAAUCGGAAUUAUUAUAUUUAUCAUAUUCUUUUGUUUUUGCUGUAAUAAGAAAAAUCGUACUAAAAAUGCUAAAUCGUCUCUGAUUUCUACACCAGCUACUAGUUUCCAACAACCACCUGUAAGGAAAACCAUACUAAACCACGUUGUCAUAACGAAACGUCCGCCAAAAACUAGACCCGCCUAUGAAAUUGACACGCGGAAGCGACAACAGAAGAGAAACCAACAUAAAGAAACAGUCAAUUUAUCUAUCUCUUUAAAUGUUGUUAUAAACCAACCUGCCUUACAGCCUCAAAUACAACAAACAUAUCCACCUCCAAAUUAUUUUGGGGUUCAACAAAGGGAGGAUCCAGUAUAUCCACCAAUACAUACUGAUCAAACAUUCAAUCAAAAUCAGAAUGAAAUGUACAAUCGACCCCCUUAUCACCCUGCAAUUGAUCCCAAUGAUGUGCCCUCCCCUUUUACUUAUACAGAUAGAUAUUAACCAUGCAAUCAGAUUAAAAAUACAGAUGCUGUGUUAACGCUCCGCUUUCAUAGGUCUGACGACGCUCAGUUCUACCUACUGUUAAAAAGACCUUUCGGGAUCCUCUAGUUUUGUCAUAAUGAUACACUAUACCAUUUAGAAAAGCUUUUAAAUAUAGCGUGCGAAAAUUAAAAAGAAAAUUUUUAAUUAUACGGUACCUCUUCUUCAAAAGAAAAGAGUAAUUAUACAUGUUUCGUCAGUCUGUUUGUCAUUCUUUCAGUCCUUGCAUAAUUCCGCCCGUCAUUCCCAUAAUGUUUCCGUAUCAUUAUUUUGCCACGAGAACUAUAAAUAAUAAUUCCCUGAAAUUUAGAAUCAAGCUUUAUGUGAGCAUGCUACACCGUGUAAAGCAUUGUCACUUUCAUGACUCACCAGUUUCCUACUUCUUAUUCUAUAUUCUUACACAUAAUGAUCAUUUUUUAAAAGUUUCGUCGCUUCUUUCUAAGGGACUAAAAUAUUUUUUUUAACUUUGAAAUGAAGCUUUAUGUUGGCAUACUUCACCGUAUGAUGUGUUUUUGCAUCCAUCAUCCAUCAACUUCCUGUUUACCGAAAACUAAAAGCAGGGGUAUUAAACGUGAACAGAAGCUCACAGUUCAUUUUUUUCGAAAGCUUAUGAGAAAAAGAAACAAGGUUGUACUCUCUGAAAAGUGUGAUGGUUACUGUAUCAACAUGGGUGAUAAAUGUAUCAGCCUUAUAUGAGAUGGUAUUUUUACACGAAGUCAGUACUUUUUAAUUUCUUCAAAAGAGAUGAGGUUUACAUAUCUCAAAUAAUAUGUGACGCUCGUGCAUGUUCACAUUAUACGGACGACUUGAAUCAACACUUAUGUCUACUCUUUUUUAUAUUUUUGAUUCGAGCGGUACUCAUCAUGCUCAUGAGUCUUUUGUAGCAAAUGAUUAACAUAACUUGAACAGUCAACAUCCAUGUCUCAACUUACUUGCGACAUAUUUUCGCACACAUGAGUUUGAUCUUUGGAAACCCUAAAAGUUGUCCGAUCUGUUGAAUUGCCAGUUGUGUCCUAUUCUCGAUUGUGACAUUUUGACUGAGUGUCAAUUCACGUGGCGGUCAGUUCAUGCAUAACAAGAAACGCUUAUCCUGAUUGCGCACCUAGUCCGCCUUCUGUUUGAUAUUAUGUCAUUCCCUAGGCUUCAUUUUUGGUACCUUGUUUUGUAUCUUCUAAAUAAACCUUUUUCAAUCAAUGAAGAUAUAUCUAUAUAUCCGCUUUUCUAGAAUAAACCAUAAAUAUAGCAUAACAUGUUAGACAGAUUUCAUGACAUGAUAAACGUGAAUCCGAGAUCAAGUCCAGUGGAACGCUAGAGCCGCACUAUUUCAAUUCCAGAAAUUUUCAAGUUAUAUGUUUUUGUUAACCUUUUCCAAUAAUGUAUGUGCAAUGUAUCUAAAGUGCCAUAAGUAAAAGUAAAUCACUCGAGACGUAGUCGAAAGUUAUUCGUCUGUUAAUUGUGGUUAUAGUAUCAAAUUGUGUCGCAAUGAACAUGAAUGAGUAUUUACGAAGUUUAAGUUCGUCACUGAAUCAGCAUUUUAUACAUUUAUUCAUUGUUAUAUUUUUAUCUGUAUGGUAGAUAUAGCGUUGUGACAUUUAUUAUUGUAUUGUAACUUUAAUUUAUUGUUUUUUAAUAAAAAUAAUAAAAACAUUCAAAAAUGUUA